Messenger RNA from Gorilla gorilla gorilla (western lowland gorilla), 1962 nucleotides. RefSeq names its product RuvB like AAA ATPase 1 (gene RUVBL1). The coding region runs from base 302 to 1672 and encodes 456 amino acids. NCBI's taxonomy places the organism in Eukaryota, Metazoa, Chordata, Mammalia, Primates, Hominidae. The transcript has 11 exons. Gene Ontology annotation, molecular function: ATP-dependent activity, acting on DNA; ATP binding; ATP hydrolysis activity. The record is from RefSeq and is a predicted model, not a curated record.
AAAUCCGGGGCGUGGUCCCACUAUGCUCCCGACCCCAGCCUGGGCAGGAAGCGCCGGCUCCGGGGGAAGCCAACCCAGAGACACAGACGGAAGUGGGUGACCGGAGCUCUAGCAGCAGCCGCGAUGGGCGCAGCCGUGAGCCUAUGGAGAGCGGAGGUGUUCCCGCUUCCACCAAUGGAAAGCCAAUCUAGGCGGGCCUUUGCAAAUUGCCCUAGUAACGGCCGCAUGGUAACUCAGGCGCCGGGCGCACUGUCCUAGCUGCUGGUUUUCCACGCUGGUUUUAGCUCCCGGCGUCUGCAAAAUGAAGAUUGAGGAGGUGAAGAGCACUACGAAGACGCAGCGCAUCGCCUCCCACAGCCACGUGAAAGGGCUGGGGCUGGACGAGAGCGGCUUGGCCAAGCAGGCGGCCUCAGGGCUUGUAGGCCAGGAGAACGCGCGAGAGGCAUGUGGCGUCAUAGUAGAAUUAAUCAAAAGCAAGAAAAUGGCUGGAAGAGCUGUCUUGUUGGCAGGACCUCCUGGAACUGGCAAGACAGCUCUGGCUCUGGCUAUUGCUCAGGAGCUGGGUAGUAAGGUCCCCUUCUGCCCAAUGGUGGGGAGUGAAGUUUACUCAACUGAGAUCAAGAAGACAGAGGUGCUGAUGGAGAACUUCCGCAGGGCCAUUGGGCUGCGAAUAAAGGAGACCAAGGAAGUUUAUGAAGGUGAAGUCACAGAGCUAACUCCGUGUGAGACAGAGAAUCCCAUGGGAGGAUAUGGCAAAACCAUUAGCCAUGUGAUCAUAGGACUCAAAACAGCCAAAGGAACCAAACAGCUGAAACUGGACCCCAGCAUUUUUGAAAGUUUGCAGAAAGAGCGAGUAGAAGCUGGAGAUGUGAUUUACAUUGAAGCCAACAGUGGGGCCGUGAAGAGGCAGGGCAGGUGUGAUACCUAUGCCACAGAAUUCGACCUUGAAGCUGAAGAGUAUGUCCCCUUGCCAAAAGGGGAUGUGCACAAAAAGAAAGAAAUCAUCCAAGAUGUGACCUUGCAUGACUUGGAUGUGGCUAAUGCGCGGCCCCAGGGGGGACAAGAUAUCCUGUCCAUGAUGGGCCAGCUAAUGAAGCCAAAGAAGACAGAAAUCACAGACAAACUUCGAGGGGAGAUUAAUAAGGUGGUGAACAAGUACAUCGACCAGGGCAUUGCUGAGCUGGUCCCGGGUGUGCUGUUUGUUGAUGAGGUCCACAUGCUGGACAUUGAGUGCUUCACCUACCUGCACCGCGCCCUGGAGUCUUCUAUCGCUCCCAUCGUCAUCUUUGCAUCCAACCGAGGCAACUGUGUCAUCAGAGGCACUGAGGACAUCACAUCCCCUCACGGCAUCCCUCUUGACCUUCUGGACCGAGUGAUGAUAAUCCGGACCAUGCUGUAUACUCCGCAGGAAAUGAAACAGAUCAUUAAAAUCCGUGCCCAGACGGAAGGAAUCAACAUCAGUGAGGAGGCACUGAACCACCUGGGGGAGAUUGGCACCAAGACCACACUGAGGUACUCAGUGCAGCUGCUGACCCCAGCCAACUUGCUUGCUAAAAUCAACGGGAAGGACAGCAUUGAGAAAGAGCAUGUCGAAGAGAUCAGUGAACUUUUCUAUGAUGCCAAGUCCUCCGCCAAAAUCCUGGCUGACCAGCAGGAUAAGUACAUGAAGUGAGAUGGCUGAGAUUUUCAGCAGCAAGAGACUCCCCAGGUGUGCCUGGCCUGGGUCCGGCCUGUGGGCGCUUGCCCCUGGGCUUGGGGCUGCUGUCCCCACUCAGGCGUGGUCUGCAGCGCUGUCAGUUCAGUGUGGAAAGCAUUUCUUUUUAAGUUAUCGUAACUGUUCCUGUGGUUGCUUUGAAAGAACCUUUCCUUACCUGGUGUGUUUUCUAUAAAUCUUCAUAGGUUAUUUUGAUUCUCUCUCUCUCUCUCUCUAAGUUUUUUAAAAAUAAACUUUUCAGAACAGUU